AUGUCGGAUGUUUCUGACGCCCUCGACCGCGUCCACCCGGACUUUCUUGACUUGUUGAUCCGCCACGAGCUCCUACCCCCUGAGGAAAGCUUCUCGGAGCCAUACCUGGCCAGGUUAAUUGCCGUUGCUCUAGAUCUUGCAGAUGAUGAUGAGCAGGCUUUCCUGGUCAGUAGGAUUAUUACCGACGAAGAGCUGGCCUUUGAGCGACUACGCAGCCCCGAAGUUCGCGAUACCAACCAUCGAAUCGUGCUGGAUCGAAUCGAGAGGAGGAUUGCUUUUCGCGACGCUGCAAAUGAUCCUGUACCUGAACAAGGGAACGGAGAAAUGUGCCUUGUCUGUACCGAGGACGCUCACUUCAGAGCUCAUUGCGGCCACCACUACUGCUACCCCUGCUACCGUGAACUCCUUCGACUCGGUCUUAGUUCUUCAGAAGGGUUUCCGCCGAGAUGUUGCGAGCCUAUCACUGAGGCGGGUGUUGCGCUUGCACGCGCCCCUGCUUUGAUUCACAUUUUCCGCCAGGUGCAAGAGGAAGCCAAUGUGCCGCUCCACGAUAGACUAUACUGCCACGCCGGCAACUGCGCAGCAUUCAUCCCACCUGAUCGUAACGGGCACUGUUUGUUGUGUGAUACGCACACAUGUCGCGGCUGCGGUGAGCAAGCUCAUCCAGGCCAGCCUUGCCGAGAGGGAGCCGCCGAGGAAGAUGUCUGGGCCACCAUGGACGCGAACCAUACUGUUAACUGCCCCGGGUGCGGCAGGAUGAUCGAGCUCUCCGAGGCGUGCAACCACAUGACAUGCGUAUGCGGCCAAGAGUUCUGUUUCAUUUGCGGUGAAAUAUGGCGUACCUGCGGCUGUCCCACAUAUGGAGGCUUUAACCUUAUGGUACCCAUGAGGGACCGUCCAGGUUUGAAGCCAGAGCAGUAUCGUCGUCGCCUACACCCUACUGAGGAGGCGGCAGCAGAUGAGGCUGAUGGGCCUGCGAGAAUUCCACAGCUACGACCUGUGCAGGGUGAGGAGAACCGUGUUCCGCCUAUAGUAGGGGGACCGCGGAGGGUCAUUCGACCUUUGGUGUUGCCCGUUCCUGAGGAAGCGCAGCAACCACAAGAGCAAGGCCGUCGUGGGGCGUAUCACGGGAGGGAACCUAAUCAUGGUGAAGGACAUCGUCAUGGGGAAAGAAAUCUUCACGGAGAAAGACAUCACCACGGAGAAAGACAUCAUCAUGGAGAAAGACAUCGCCACCAUCACGGAGAAAGACGCCAUCACGAUGAGAGGAAUCAAGAUGCAUAUGAACGUGAACGAAAUCGCAGACGAGUGGAACGACAAGCUGGUAUGCCAAUGGAGCCACGCAGAGGUGAACCUCAAAUGGUAGGUCGUCCACCCGUUGCCCCUCACCCAAUCAUGGCGCCUGGGAACAUGGUGUACCCGGAAUAUAUGGGAGCAGCUAACCAAAACUUCGGUGUACAGGGAGGAUAUGCGCCUGGAAUGCGAAUGGAUCGCCAGCGCGACGAUGGCCAUGCUCCCAUGGGAGCUCUCGUACCUGGUAUGGGUCGCAUGCAUAUCAACGAGCAGCCCGUUGAGAGACCACCUCCAAGAGAUGAACGUGUUAUUCCCAGGACUUAUAGGCCAGGAACGGGUCCAUAUGAGAGGUACUACGAAGGCCGCUUGUACAACGAGAGAGAUGCGCCUCAGAUGAACGUACCACGUCGACCUUAUAACCCGAUGGAUGCCCCUCAAAUAGACAGGCCUCAGAUGAAUGCGCUGCGUCGGCCUUACAACCCAAUGGAUGCCCCCCAGAUAGACAGGCCUCGCCGUGAAGAGCCAUACAACGCGGUAGACGCUGAAGCCAGGCGCACGAACCAGAAUCGGCUCCUUGCGAUGAAUCGCGAAGCCGCUCGUCUUGCGGCGCACGAUCCUCCCCGACAGCAGGGCAGGAAUCGCCAACGACAUUAUGGAGAUCAUUAUGAUCACCCGAUAUUGGUCGAUUCCGACGAUGAUCUAUACGGUGACGAUUGA
Fusarium subglutinans is the source of this 2010-nucleotide messenger RNA. Its product is annotated as e3 ubiquitin ligase ari4. Bases 1 to 2010 code for a protein of 669 amino acids. Gene Ontology annotation, cellular component: ubiquitin ligase complex; cytoplasm. Gene Ontology annotation, biological process: protein polyubiquitination; positive regulation of proteasomal ubiquitin-dependent protein catabolic process; ubiquitin-dependent protein catabolic process. Lineage: Eukaryota; Fungi; Ascomycota; Sordariomycetes; Hypocreales; Nectriaceae. Gene Ontology annotation, molecular function: ubiquitin protein ligase activity; zinc ion binding; ubiquitin conjugating enzyme binding. The record is from RefSeq and is a predicted model, not a curated record. The transcript has a single exon.